AUGGGUUUCCCCUGCACGUUUAAUGCAUCAAGUAUUGGUAGGAGUGGUGGUUUGGUCUUGGAUUGGAAAAAAGAAAUUAAUCUUAACAUUAUUUCAUCUAGCUUGAGGGGUAUCCAUGUCACAUCUAUAGAUAUUAUUCACACCAACACUUGUCACAUUCAUUUCAUGUAUGGUGAACCAAAUAGUAGCUUAAGACAGGCUUUUUGGGAUCAACAAUGCCAACAGUCCAUUGUUCCUUUAGAUGAGCCUGUGUUCUUUAUAAGAGACUUUAAUGCUCUCUUAGGUACUGAAGAUAAAAAUGAAGGUCUAGAGGUUGAUGAUUCUGAUUUUUUAAAUCUUAGAAAUUUCUGUUCUUUGUUUAAUCUGCAUGACCCUGGAUUCUCAGGCCCUAGAUUCACUUGGUCCAACAUGCAACAAGGUUCUGAUUUGAUUCUUGAGAGAUUAGAUAGAUGUUUUAUCAAUCAAAUUGUUAAAGACCUUUGCCACAAAUUUUGUGUCUAUAAUUUGCCUAGAGAUUCUUCUGACCAUUGUCCUAUGCAUAUUGGUUUCAAUUAUGAGGAUAUUUGUAUGCCUAGACCCUUUCAUUUUAUGGCCAUGUGGAUGGAAGAUCAUAUUAGUAGAGAUAUCAUUGCUAAUUUUUGGUCUGUUAAUGUGGUAGGCUCUUUUGCCUAUAAACUAAAAUCUAAGAUUUUAAGUACAAAAAAAGGUCUUAGAGAUUGGAACAAAACUUCCUUUGGUAAUAUUCAAACUAAUAUAUCUACCAUCAGGAAGGAUUUGGCUGACCUCCAAUGCAAUAAUCCAACUGAAACUACUUUAACUUCCAGACUGAAAGCUAGAUUAGAAUAUCUCUACAAUCUAGAAGAACUAUACUGGAAGGAUAAGUCCAGAGAGGAUGAAAUUCUGGAUGACCUCCCCAUAAAGUUUAUUAUUGAAGAUAAUGCUCUUUUAAGUCUUCCUCUUACUGCUGAAGAUAUCAAAAAUGCGGUUUUCCAAAUGGGGGAAAAAAGCUCCAAGUCCUGA
Messenger RNA from Papaver somniferum (opium poppy), 1020 nucleotides. RefSeq lists its product as uncharacterized. The record is from RefSeq and is a predicted model, not a curated record. Lineage: Eukaryota; Viridiplantae; Streptophyta; Magnoliopsida; Ranunculales; Papaveraceae. The transcript is spliced from 2 exons. The coding region runs from base 1 to 1020 and encodes 339 amino acids.